Adineta steineri is the source of this 718-nucleotide messenger RNA. The record is from the annotation of a GenBank genome assembly. NCBI's taxonomy places the organism in Eukaryota, Metazoa, Rotifera, Eurotatoria, Adinetida, Adinetidae.
AUGAAAUUUAAUGAUUUAAAUGAACAACUAAAACAAUUUCGUAGUGAAAAUGAAUUUAAUGAGAUUAAUUUAAACUAUUUAAGAAAUGAAUUAAUGAAAAUUAGACAAGAACUAAAUAAUCCAUCAAAGACUUAUAUUCAACAAGAUUCUCAAUCAUUUAUUAAUGAAAUUUCAAUUAUUUCAAUGGAAAAAAAACCAAAAUGGGAUAAAUGGAAACAAAAUGCGAUCACCGUGGCUGGUGGAAAUGGAAAAGGACAAGAAUUAAAUCAACUCAAUCUUCCUGCAGGAAUCUUUAUUGAUAAAAAGAAAAAUGUUUUCAUCGCUGAUAAUGAUAAUAAUCGUAUUGUUGAAUGGAAAUACAAUGCAAAGGAAGGACAAAUCAUUGAAAGUAUAAAUAAACAAGGAAAUAGAAUGAAUCAAUUGGAUCGACCAACAGAUGUGAUUGGUGAUCAACAAAAUCAAUCCAUCAUCAUUGCUGAUCAUAAUAACAGACGAGUAAUUCAAUGGUCGAAUCAAAAUCAACAAACUCUCAUUCAAAAUAUUCACUGUUAUGGCCUAGCAAUGGAUAAACAUGGAUCUCUUUAUGUGUCUAAUUGGAAGAAGGAUGAAGUUAGACGAUGGAAAAUAGGUGAAUACAACAACGAAGGAAUUAUAGUAGCAGGUGGAAAUAGGCAAGGAAAUGAACUCACUCAACUCAACUAUCCUACUUUUAUCUUUG